GCGCGUGACCUCCCAGGACGCCGGAGAGGCAGAGUCGGCGUUGGCCAAGGAGCGAGAUAUGCAGAUUCAGCGCAGUCCCAUCUUGAACAUGAUCCGCAAUCCUCGAUGCAUGUACUACAUUCCCCAAGAGGGCGGCAAGAACAUCCAGAAGCAGAAAGGGCACCGGUCUGAGCUGGAUGUGGGUGAGCAGGACGUGGAAAGUGACGACGGCGCCGAGAUGGACCAGGGUGGCAGUGAUACCGGGGGAGGCGUCAUCACUGGCGCCCCGAACAAUGCCGAGCACAUGCUGGCCAUUGUGACGGCGUAG
This is a messenger RNA of Symbiodinium sp. CCMP2456, 307 nucleotides long. The record is from the annotation of a GenBank genome assembly. Lineage: Eukaryota; Dinophyceae; Suessiales; Symbiodiniaceae.